This is a messenger RNA of Dermacentor silvarum, 537 nucleotides long. Its product is annotated as palmitoyltransferase ZDHHC20-like. The record is from RefSeq and is a predicted model, not a curated record. Gene Ontology annotation, molecular function: protein-cysteine S-palmitoyltransferase activity. Gene Ontology annotation, cellular component: endoplasmic reticulum; Golgi apparatus. The transcript has a single exon. Gene Ontology annotation, biological process: synaptic vesicle maturation; protein targeting to membrane; peptidyl-L-cysteine S-palmitoylation. The coding region runs from base 1 to 537 and encodes 178 amino acids. NCBI's taxonomy places the organism in Eukaryota, Metazoa, Arthropoda, Arachnida, Ixodida, Ixodidae.
AUGGACCACCACUGCCCCUGGUUCAACAACUGCGUCUGCUUUAGCACCUACAAGUUCUUCCUGCUCACGCUUUUCUACGUGGUGGCUCUGUCGCUUUUCGGCGUCUUCACCACAGGAAAAUACGUGAUCGACAUGUGGGUGACCGCGCGCAUGACACCGUCGACCUUCCACGUCACUUUCCUGGCGGUCUUGGGGACUGGGCUGGCACUGGGCCUCGGCGCUUUCCUGUGGCACCACGUGUCCAUGGUCUUCAGUAACGAGACCACGCUCGAACACAUGCGUGCCCCCAUCUUCCGAGACACCGACGACUCGUUCAACGUCGGCUGCUGGCAAAACUUUGUUCAGGUUUUCGGGCCCCGGAUGUCGCUGUGGAUGCUUCCCGUGUUCACCAGCGUCGGCGACGGGGUCCGAUUCCCCACAAAGCUGCAUCCCGUAGUCGGCGCGCAGGAGUGCGAACAGCGCUCAGUAGAAGCCACUUACUCCACUGGCUCGUCCGUCGGUAAAUUGUCGACAGCAACAGCCACUGUGAUACUUUAG